Macroventuria anomochaeta is the source of this 6130-nucleotide messenger RNA. Its product is annotated as phospholipase-like protein D1. The record is from RefSeq and is a predicted model, not a curated record. Lineage: Eukaryota; Fungi; Ascomycota; Dothideomycetes; Pleosporales; Didymellaceae. The coding region runs from base 249 to 5882 and encodes 1877 amino acids. The transcript has 2 exons. Gene Ontology annotation, biological process: cell motility. Gene Ontology annotation, molecular function: phosphatidylinositol binding; catalytic activity.
UCGAGCCAAGAGAGUCGAACUGGCCAGCGCCUGCUACGUGUGCGCCCGGAAGGUUGACGACGCCGGUCAGGAGUAGCUUGCAUCUCUGGUCCUUCUGCUCAUCCCCCAUGCGCACUUUUGUGACAGCAACGUGAAAUCGCUCGAGUACGUACGCGGGCCAUGUCAGUGUUAUAGCGACCCAAGGAACAGCGGAACCAAACAUAGCCCGCACGCAACCGCAACCGCAACCACAGGAGAGCGCCAGCACCAUGGCGUCUCCCUCAGACGAGCCCCCCGCGACCUUCCUCGACUACCGCGCAAUGGCCGACACAGCAGCGUCGGGCAGCAUAUCGCCGUCCAAGUCGGCAGCCGCGGCGGGCGGCAGCACCACAGCGCCCAGUCGACUGCGCUCUCCGCUGCGAGCUGGGCCCCGCAGCCCGAAGAUGCAAGAGGAGAUGCACGCCCCUGCGAACGGCGCGCCCAAGAUCAUGCGGUCGGCACCCACCGGCUCGCCGCUGUCAGCCCAGGAGCCCGAGGAGUUCCCAUUCCACAGCCCGCCGUCGGCUAGCAGCAACGGUGCCCCUAUAGAGACCGUCGAGGCGAUCGACUACGCUGCGCCCCGAGUGCCCAAGCCCUCUUCCCACGCCUCCAAUGGCUCCACGAGCUCAUACUACCCGCCCUUUGCGCCCGUCUCCCGCAUACCCACCGCCGAGGGCGACCCAGCGGAUGCGAAUGCGCCCAAGGAGCGGAAGAGCGUCCAGUUCGCCCGCUCGGCCACGUACGGCUCCGACAUCCCCGCGGCAAAUCCCGCGGCAAACUCGCGGCAGCAGUCAUGGGAGGUGGACGAGGGCAAGGGGAGAGCCAGGAGCAAGGAGGACUCGUCGUUGAUGGGCAAGCUGAGGGCAUUGGCAGCGCCUAUGCAGGGACACGGGAGGAGCCACAGCGCGAAUAACACCGGCGCCGUCUCGCCUCGUUCGCAAUCGCCCCAUGGCCCCCUGUCCCCAGCCAACGAGCGCAACGAGUUCCGCUUCGACGGCAACCACGACAGCGAAGCAGAAGCUGAUGCCGAUGCCGAGUCGAGUGCUGGAGAGGGUGCAUCCCGACCUGUGCAGAAGCGCAAGAGAAGCCGGCGUUGGUUCGAUGGAGAUGCUGGUGAAGGUUCCCAAACAGCUCCAACAACUCCCAAGCAGACCAGCUACUUCUCUCGAGACUCGCCCACGGGCACGCCCACGUCCUCGACUCGCCCCACGUUCAUGCGCAGGGGCACCAUGAGCGACAUACCGGAGAACGAGCGCCAGGGCUACUCGGAAGACGAGGGCCGCUCACGCUUGGGCAACAAGGAGAGCGCCUGGACUCGCGGCCUGCACAGCGCAAGGGGCUUGUCUUACGGUGGGCUGCGCAGACACGACCCAAACGCAGAAGAGGGAGAUCCUUCCAGCGAACGUCGUCCAGCGUGGCGCAUGCGCAGCGAGCGUACGUCGAGUCUGAGCGCGCAGAAGUGGAAAUCCAUCAAGAACAGCCUCAAGCUGCUCGGCAACCGCGCAAAGGCAGACCGCCAGGUCGACCAUGCCAAGUCAGCUGAGCUGAUGGCGGAGCUGCUUGCCGGUGCUCCUGCUGCCCUCUUUCUCGCCAGCAUGUUCCAGCGCGACGAGCACGGCCACAAACGCAUACCCGUGCUUCUCGAGCAGCUCAAGGUCACCAUCACCGAUGCCGACAAGUCCAGAGAGAAAGAGGGCGACAGGCAUACCCCCCUGCGUAUCGAGCUCGAGUAUGGCAGUGGGCUUACUCGGAUGAAGUGGGUUGUGUACCGAACGGUUGCUGACUUCGCCAACUUGCAUCUCAAGUUCAAGGUGCAGGAAAAGCAAGACUCGUUCCGCAGCCGUGUCACCACCGCCGACAAGGAUGACCCACGUGGCAAGCUACCCCGUUUCCCCAGGAGUGUCGUGCCAUACCUCCGAGGCAUACGAGGCUACGGAGCCUUAGACGAGGAAGGGGAAGAGGAGGAAGAAGCUGUCGCUGGCGGUGCAGCUACCGAUGGGGACGCAAGCGCCACAGACCGUCCUUCAAGAGGCAAGCGACGCAAAUCGUCCUUCGUCCUCAAUCGCAGGAAGUCGAGCAUAGGCAGCCCGGAUCCAACUACAGGCGCUAUCGGUCAGCUUGCGGCACGGCAGGGUAGCUUUGCGGGUGCUGUGGGCCAACCUCUGAACUCGAAGCAGAACCACCACGAGCGACAACGGAAGAAGCUCGAAGCGUACGUCAGGGGCUUGAUUCAGUAUCUCAUCUUCCGCCCCGACAGCAACCGACUUUGCAAGUUUCUGGAGCUGUCUGCGCUAGGUGUACGCUUGGCUGCUGAGGGAGGCUACCACGGCAAAGAAGGUCAUAUGAUGAUCAAGUCGUCGAAAGGAGUGGAUGCGCGGAAGAGGUGGACGCCCAUGCCGAUGAUGACUCGGCACUGGCCCAAGUGGUUCCUCGUCAGGCACAGUUACAUUGUCUGUGUGGACUCCCCAGAAGAAAUGAACGUCUACGACGUAUUUCUCGUCGAUUCCAACUUUGACCUUGAGUCCAAGACAGCAGGCAAGUACAAAGACAAGAAGGCUCGACAGGUUGCAAGCGAAGCCAAAGCAUCAGCAACAGGCCACCAUCAGCUGAAACUCGUCAACUCUGAGCGCAAGAUGAAGCUGCUUGCGAGGAACGACAAGAUGCUCCAACAAUUCGAGGAGUCGAUCACCUUCAUGAUGAACAACACGCUGUGGUCGAAGCGCCAGCGCUUCGACAGUUUCGCUCCCGUACGAAAGAAGAUCUACGCGCAGUGGCUUGUCGAUGGUCGGGACUACAUGUGGAACGUCUCUCGUGCCAUCAGCAUGGCUCGCGAUGUCAUCUACAUUCACGACUGGUGGCUCAGUCCCGAGCUGUAUCUGCGCCGCCCAGCUGCUAUCAGUCAAAAGUGGAGACUUGACCGACUGCUCCAGCGAAAGGCGCAAGAAGGCGUGAAGAUCUUCGUCAUCAUGUACCGCAACAUCGGUGCCGCUAUUCCCAUCGACUCCGAGUACUCCAAGUUCUCACUGCUCGACCUUCACCCCAACGUCUUCGUCCAGCGAUCGCCCAACCAGAUUCGUCAGAACACCUUCUUUUGGUCCCAUCACGAGAAGAUUUGUGUUGUCGAUCACACAAUCGCUUUCUGUGGCGGUGUCGAUCUGUGCUUCGGCCGUUGGGACACGCCACAGCACGUGGUGGUAGACGACAAGCUGACAGGCUUCGAGUUGGACAGCAACGCUCCCAAGGAUGCGGAUCACUGUCAGCUUUGGCCUGGAAAGGACUACUCGAACCCUCGUGUCCAGGAUUUCUUCAACCUAGACAAGCCCUACGAGGAGAUGUACGACCGCAGCAAAGUUCCAAGGAUGCCAUGGCACGACAUUGGUAUGCAGAUCGUUGGCCAGCCAGCUCGCGAUCUUACACGCCAUUUCGUACAACGUUGGAACUACCUUCUUCGUCAACGCAAGCCAUCUCGACCGACUCCAUUCUUGCUUCCGCCGCCGGACUUCAACCCUGCUGAUAUCGAGGCGCUGGGACUGGAAGGCACUUGUGAGGUGCAGAUCCUGCGCUCCGCCUGUGCUUGGUCGCUUGGUACACCGAACAAGGUCGAACACAGUAUCAUGAAUGCCUACGUCCAAAUGAUUGCAACUUCAGAACAUUUCGUUUACAUCGAGAAUCAGUUCUACGUCAGCAGCAGCGAGGUCUUGGGUACCAAAAUCGAGAACAAGAUCAGCGACGCUCUUGUCGACCGCAUCAAGCGUGCACACGCAAACGACGAGGAUUGGCGGGCCUGCAUCAUCCUCCCACUGAUGCCUGGAUAUCAGAACACUGUGGAUGAGCAAGAUGGUAGCAGUGUCCGCCUCAUCAUGACAUGCCAAUACCACAGCAUCUGUCGUGGAGAGACAUCGAUAUUCGGACGCCUCCGAGCUGCCAACAUUGAACCAGAGGACUACAUUCAAUUCUACGCGCUAAGAUCCUGGGGUGAGAUCGGGGCCAAUAAGAUGCUCGUCACAGAGCAACUGUAUAUCCACGCCAAGAUUAUGGUGGUUGAUGAUCGAGUCGCCAUCAUCGGAUCCGCGAACAUCAACGAGCGAUCUAUGCUGGGCUCUCGAGACUCUGAGAUUGCUGCCAUCGUGCGAGACACCGAAGUGCUCGACUCGUACAUGGCUGGCCAGCCAUACAAGGUCGGCAAGUUUCCUCACACCCUCCGCAUGCGUCUGAUGCGCGAACACUUGGGUGUCGAUGUGGACCAUAUCUCCGAGGAAGAAUGGGCGAGUCAAAUGUCCGAUGCCGAUAGUACUGCUUUCCAGACAGAGUCAUCUGGUCCUGGUUCCCCGACUGCUGAUCGCGCUACCGAGCAAAAGCUUUCAGAGAACCAUGCUCGAGCGCAGGAGGAGCUGCUUGAACGUGCCGAGAGGCUGCACAGCUUCAACCACGACUUCGACUGGGCACAGGACAAGAAUCCUCAUCUUCAGAGCAACAAGAAGCCAUCAUCUGAUCCUCGUGUAACUCGCAACGAGGCACAUGAAAAGGACGUCCGCGGAGAAGGCGCAGAUCAUUAUCGCGACCUUGAGACUCGCGAGCCAAGCCUCACUCGCGGUCGCGACACCUUCCUUGACCCUCAUGGCCAUGAGAAGCUGCUUUCCGAUGUUGCAUCCGAGGGCCUUGCCAACAAGGAUACAGUGAAGAGACAUUCGACUGCAAGGGGUCGAGGUCGCAGUAACACAGUCGGCACAAAGGCCAGCGCAAGCAGCAGUGGACCUACCGAAGGCUACGCCGGCCUUCCACCACCCAAGCUUCCCCGCAUGGACACACAGAAGCUGGGCUUGACGCAACUCAGUCAACUUCCUGCCCUGCCCGUCAUGGACGACACUGACAUCGGUGGGCCGCCGCUACAGCGCACCUUCAGCGGCGCAUCUUCAAACGUCGUCAACCCUCUUCUUGCUGAGAUGAGACGACCCAUCGUCACGGAAGAUUGCAUGCGCGACCCGAUCAACGACUCCUUCUUCCUCGACACCUGGCACCAAGUCGCUGAGAACAACACGAAGCUCUUCCGCCAAGUGUUCCGCUGUCAGCCUGAUAACGAGGUCAAGACGUGGAAGGAGUAUCAGGAGUAUACCGCCUUUGCUGCACGAUUCACACAGAUGCAAGGUGGCGGCAAACCCCAGAACCAACGCGCACAAGAAGCCCCUGGUAAGACCGGUCCACCAGGCACCGGCGUAACCGAAAAGAUCGGCCUCGUAGGCAAACAAGUUGGCGCCCUAGGCGACAAGCUCUCGGAAAAAGUAACCAACAACUCCGACAACUCGCCCAGCAAGACCGGUGCCGUCGAGCAAUGGGCCCACGAGCAAGAGAAGCGCGUACAGCAGGGCCUCAAGCUGGACACGCACAGUACGCACAAUGGCGAGCAGUUCGACGAGAAGCACCCGCGCUCUGUCAAACCGGCAGAGGACUCGAUUGUGAGCCCGAUGAAUGGGUCGCUGCCGGCUAGAACAUACACCUUCCCCGCCGCGCCUCCCGUCCCCGAAAACGAUCCCUACCACCCCUCCUCCAACACCGACGCGCCACGCGCACGCAACGUGACAAUCAGCGAGCCCACCAAGCUCCCCUCUGGCGCAAACUUCUCCAGCCACCGCAACACCAUAGGCAGCAAACGCUCUCGGCGCCGGGCGACCACCAAGUCAUCUACCCGCGCGUUCCACGCCACGGAUGCGGAUAGCAUGCUUGGGAAGGAGGAUGCGAAGAUGCUUAUGGAUUUGGUGCAGGGCCAUUUAGUGCUUUGGCCGUAUGACUGGCUCGAGACGGAGGAGAAGGGGGGUGGUUGGUUGUACAAUGUUGAUCAGAUAGCACCGCUUGAGAUUUACAACUAAACGAACCCUUUCGAGAGCAUACGGGAGGACAGAGGUGAGAGGCGAUGUACUGGGGUUUGCGUGUGGGUUUGGAUUUGGGUUUUGGGAGAGUAUAGAGAAGUGUUGAGAGCGAUUGCAUUGCAUGGUUGGCGUUGUCGGUUCUUCUUUUUCCCGCAUUGUAAAGCAUCCUGUGGUUCCACACUGUACGAGUUUGAGCAUUACAAUGCACUAGCCUUAAGCCAUCACAUCACACUCUGAUCCAGUAACGA